Melanotaenia boesemani (Boeseman's rainbowfish) is the source of this 2713-nucleotide messenger RNA. It is a transcript of the gene palm1b, whose product is annotated as paralemmin 1b. Lineage: Eukaryota; Metazoa; Chordata; Actinopteri; Atheriniformes; Melanotaeniidae. The transcript is spliced from 6 exons. Gene Ontology annotation, cellular component: membrane. The coding region runs from base 470 to 1153 and encodes 227 amino acids. The record is from RefSeq and is a predicted model, not a curated record. Gene Ontology annotation, biological process: regulation of cell shape.
GCCCCUUUUUGGAAGAGGAGGUCCCGUAUCUCAAUCAACGUGCGCGGCCAGGGACCCCUUUAUCUCUACAAGGCAGGGAGGCGUAUCCUUUUCCCCUCUGCACUCCCCUUCACAUACCAGCCUGACUCUCUCUCUCACCCCUGCCGUAACCAAACCGCAACCUGCUUCAGACGACGCCCUGUUGCCCAUGAGAUAGUCACUAAAAGACCGGAGCCAAGUCCGGCGUGCGUCUUUUUCGCUCGAGAGGAAGCCAUUGGGGCCUUAUUAGCGUCGGGCUGUGCGCGCAAGCUGCCAGCGGCAUCACCUCGGCAAUAACAGAAGGGGUGCCAAGCGAAGAAGGGAAGGAGGAGGAGGAGGAGGAGAGGGAGGUGGUGUUAAGAGUAUUCUGAAUUUACGUGUAGAAAUAAACAACACGACACUUUGUUUGGAAGGCGUGGGCAGCGGGACGCAAAAGGGAUUUGCAGCAGAGAUGGCUGAGGUGUCACAAGAGGAGAGACUCCAGGCCAUCGCUGAGAAAAGGAAGAAGCAGACAGAGAUUGAAAAUAAAAGGAGGCAGCUGGAUGAUGAUCGACGACAACUUCAGCAUCUUAAGUCAAAGGCACUGAGGGAGCGCUGGUUGUUAGAUGGAGCUCCAGCUGAAGAGGAAACACAGAAGCGCCUGCAGGACGAUGAGAUGAAGACCAAACUUCUGGAGCAGGUCAUCCUCAGGCUGGAGCAAGAAAUUGAAGAACUCGAGACCGGCAUCCCAGCCAAUAAAGGUGUUGCCAAAGAAAAUGGAGGUGAGAAUGGAGUAGUGCAGACUUCUGGUCAGACCCCCAAGAGAGAGGUGACAGGGAUAGAAGCCAAACUGCUGGGCCCUAACCCUGACCAAGCCAGUGCAGACAACCCAGUUACUCUGGUUUUCAUGGGCUACAAGACCGUUGAGGAUGAGAAGGAAACCAGCACGGCUUUGAGUAUGGAAGGGGUGGACGGCAACGUCAAGGCUGAGUUUGUUGUGAUUGAGGAUGGGGAGGGGAAAGUGGGAGGAGAGGCAGCCACGGAAGACCAGGCUCCCCCCAAUGGUAGCAUGGCAGAGAAAGAGAAGGCCAAUGGAGAGGAGGGAGACAAGGAAAAGGAGAAGAAACAGACCUGCAAAUGCUGCACGGUCAUGUGAGCGGUGUGUGUUUUUCUGUAUGUGUGACUGGAUAUGUAUGGUUGAGUACACACCUGCACUCGUGCAGCUCUGUGUGCCAUUGCAUGAGUCUGUAUUUGCAGGUGUCUGUAACUUUGUGUUUAUGGGGAAGUGUGUUCCAGGACUUUAAAAAACAAGAACAGCAGUAGAGUUAACCAAUAUACCAACGAGAGCCAAAACAAGCUCCAGCAACAAGAAUCACAAAGACUUAUAAGUACACUUUACUACAUAUACUUUCUCUGACAUGUAUUUGACUUUUGAUUUCUAUUGAUAUUUUUCUAUUUUUCUGUCUUGACAUUUAUAUUGUAUUCAGUAUGUAUAUCUUUAUUAUGGGACUGUGUACUGUAUGUUCAUUGUUAUUAUUGUUGAAAAUAAGAAAAUGCAUUAGCUCUCUGGAUUGUACUGCUACCCAGUGGGGAAAAUCUGGAAAAUUUAAAUCACUUAAAUCAAAACAGCAAACUAUGAAGGACAGAGAUACUUAUAUAUAUACACACACACAUAUAUAUAUAUACAUAUAUAUAUAUAUAUAUGUAUAUAUAUAUAUAUAAUGUGUGAGUGUGUGUGUGUGUGUAGGCCUACCAACUAUUUAUCAGUCAAUUUCAUAUUGCAAUAUUGUCUAAGAUAUUAUUUUGAAUAGUAUUUUAAUAUAUUGAUAUGAAAUUAUGUUUUAUACAAUGUAUUUAUUGUUUUUGGUUCUCUAUAUCAUCUCCAGACAUUAACUGCAUGUUAAGCUUGUAAGCACUACAAGAUUCACGUUACACUCAUACAAAGUGUCUGUGCUUUCGUAGAUUCAUAUGUGCUCAUAUCUUAAGUCACACAAGUCUUUCUGUCAGUAACAGUGAAUAUAAUUGCAGUGUUAGAGGAAUGUGUUAUGUUUAAAAAGAAAUCUACAUCAAAGAGGCGAAUAACAUCACUGACCAUGUUGCAAAUCAAAUUAGCUGAAUAUUAGAUGCUGUGUGUGGCACAUGUACAUGAAGAUCACAGCUUUUGUGUUUUUGAAAGAGAUGCUUACACUUUAUGAUGUUUAGAUUCUUGAUACCAUUACACUAUUACUGGAAAAAGUAAGUAAGUAUUUCUGUUCUCUCAACAGUGGAAUUGAUGUAAAUCUUAUUGAGGUAGCACUGCAUGACGCCUUGCAGCUUUUUCGACUCAUCACUUGUUAGCUCUUUAUGAUAUGCGAUCACGUUCACAUGAAUGUAAAAAUCCAGGGGUUAAAUUGGGAUUUAUUCCAUCUUAAUAAGAAGAGACUUGGUUUGCUCAGCCCUCCCUACCCCUUUAACCCCCCCCCCCCCCCCCCCCCCAAAAAGGAAAAGAAAAAAGAAUGACAUUUUUGUCUUUUUAUGAACCAAAUAAAAUUUAACUAUACUAUAAUUUCACUGUGUGUUGUUCAGCUGUUGGUUUCUGUCCUGCUCGCUCCCAGUUUAACCCCUGAUUGUCUGUGUGUAAACCUGGGUCCAGACACACUUGAAUAAAUUUUCAAAAAAAAAAAAAGAAAAGGGAGGAAUUUGAACAGAUUUCUCAAAUCUAAAAAAAGAAAAUAAC